UUUAAUAACUAAGUAUAAACAUUUUGCUUCUUACCAAAGAAAUUAAGACCCUUAAUCAAAAAAAAUGUUGGCAAUGUCUCCUUUAUGCCUUACUUUAGGAUGGGAGUAUCCCUUAGAAUUAGAGACUAACCAAGCUUUUGAUAACUUCGAUUUCGAUUCGAUGUUUGUUGCUAAUUUUAAUUCGUCUUCUCAAGCUCAAGAUGAUUGUGGAGUUAAUCAGGAGUGUAAUGAUCAUGCUAAGCAAAGUGAAUCGCCACAAGAUACAAGUUCAACGGAUCAAUUUGAUAAUAAUGAUAAUAAUAAUCCCUUGUUAUCAAAGAAGCUUAAUCAUAAUGCAAGUGAAAGAGAUCGAAGAAAGAAGAUCAACGAUAUGUAUUCUACUCUACGUGCCUUGCUUCCCGCACAUCAUCAUAGGAAGAAGCUAAGUAUUCCAUCGACAGUUGCGCGGGUGCUUGAGUAUAUACCUCAACUACAAAAGCAAGUGGAGGAUCUAACUCAUAAGAAGGAAGUGUUUUUAUCAAAAUUAUCGGUUUUACAAGGAAAUGCAGUCCAUGAACAAAAGCAAAAUGAGUGUAUAGUAAGUAAAGAGACGGCUUCGUGUUCGAUUUCUGCCAAUAAGCUUGGUGAUAAGGAAAUGGUGAUUCAAAUAUCAACAUUUGAGAGACUAUCUAUAUCUCAUGUUCUUUUGCUGCUCGAGAAGAAUGGUUAUCUUGUCAUUGAUGUUUCUUCUUUUCAAUCAUUCGGAGGAACAACUUUCUACAAUAUACAUUUGUGGAUGGAAGGUAGCUAUGUUGUAAAGUUCGACGAAUUGAAUGAAACAUUGAUGUCUUUGCUUCAGAAGCAACCGAUGCAAAUGCAGAUGGAAGUACCCAUAUUCGUGUAGCGUAGCGGAUCGGAUCGGAUCGGAAGAACCCUAAAAUACAUGUUAUUAGUACUCCUUAGUAUAUAUUUGAACUUUUGUAAAUCAGUUGUAACUGAAAAUUCAAAUCCAUUAGCCUAAUUAUCUAUUGGAUUUCAUUAUUAAAACAAUCACACAUUAUAUCUCAUCAUUGUAUUAUAUUAGCAAGAUAAAUUUUAAAAGCUAUGCAUAGUUCUCAUUUUACUUACAGAAAAAAUGGAAUUCCUUGUAGUAGCUAUGGGAGUGAAAGUUAUUUGGAUUU
Molecule: messenger RNA, 1160 nt
Organism: Spinacia oleracea (spinach)
Lineage: Eukaryota; Viridiplantae; Streptophyta; Magnoliopsida; Caryophyllales; Amaranthaceae
Product: transcription factor bHLH101-like
Exons: 3
Coding region: 65-883 (272 amino acids)
Biological process (GO): regulation of transcription by RNA polymerase II
Cellular component (GO): RNA polymerase II transcription regulator complex
Molecular function (GO): protein dimerization activity; DNA-binding transcription factor activity, RNA polymerase II-specific; RNA polymerase II transcription regulatory region sequence-specific DNA binding
Source: RefSeq, a predicted model, not a curated record